This is a messenger RNA of Gorilla gorilla gorilla (western lowland gorilla), 7090 nucleotides long. It is a transcript of the gene QKI, whose product is annotated as QKI, KH domain containing RNA binding. The transcript is spliced from 7 exons. The record is from RefSeq and is a predicted model, not a curated record. Gene Ontology annotation, cellular component: nucleus. The coding region runs from base 379 to 1356 and encodes 325 amino acids. Gene Ontology annotation, molecular function: mRNA binding. Gene Ontology annotation, biological process: regulation of mRNA splicing, via spliceosome. Lineage: Eukaryota; Metazoa; Chordata; Mammalia; Primates; Hominidae.
GGCUCGACCAGCCGAGCGAGCGGCGGCCCCGGCUCCUCCUCGUCCGGCGCCAGCAGCCCGCGCCCCGCGCCCGCACUCGGCCAGCCGAGACCCGCCUCCCGCCCGCCCGCCGGCCUCGUGAGGGACGCGCCGAGCCGGGCGGCCGAGAGCGGCGGCGGCUGGGAGCGCGUCGGGCCCGGGCGGAAAGUGCCUGCGGGGGGCGGGCGAGCGCGCGGUGCCGGCCGCCCCGGGGCUCGGCGCGGGAGCCAGAGCGGGAGCCGGCGCGGAGCGGGACGCCGGGUCCCGAGCGGCCCGCGGCCGGGGCUCGCCCCCGCCCCUCCCUCCUCUCCGGCGGCGGCGGCGGCGGCGGCGGGCGGAGUGAGCUGCGGAGCCUGGAAUAUGGUCGGGGAAAUGGAAACGAAGGAGAAGCCGAAGCCCACCCCAGAUUACCUGAUGCAGCUGAUGAACGACAAGAAGCUCAUGAGCAGCCUGCCCAACUUCUGCGGGAUCUUCAACCACCUCGAACGGCUGCUGGACGAAGAAAUUAGCAGAGUACGGAAAGACAUGUACAAUGACACAUUAAAUGGCAGUACAGAGAAAAGGAGUGCAGAAUUGCCUGAUGCUGUGGGACCUAUUGUUCAGUUACAAGAGAAACUUUAUGUGCCUGUAAAAGAAUACCCAGAUUUUAAUUUUGUUGGGAGAAUCCUUGGACCUAGAGGACUUACAGCCAAACAACUUGAAGCAGAAACCGGAUGUAAAAUCAUGGUCCGAGGCAAAGGCUCAAUGAGGGAUAAAAAAAAGGAGGAGCAAAAUAGAGGCAAGCCCAAUUGGGAGCAUCUAAAUGAAGAUUUACAUGUACUAAUCACUGUGGAAGAUGCUCAGAACAGAGCAGAAAUCAAAUUGAAGAGAGCAGUUGAAGAAGUGAAGAAAUUAUUGGUACCUGCAGCAGAAGGAGAAGACAGCCUGAAGAAGAUGCAGCUGAUGGAGCUUGCGAUUCUGAAUGGCACCUACAGAGAUGCCAACAUUAAAUCACCAGCCCUUGCCUUUUCUCUUGCAGCAACAGCCCAGGCUGCUCCAAGGAUCAUUACUGGGCCUGCGCCGGUUCUCCCACCAGCUGCCCUGCGUACUCCUACGCCAGCUGGCCCUACCAUAAUGCCUUUGAUCAGACAAAUACAGACCGCUGUCAUGCCAAACGGAACUCCUCACCCAACUGCUGCAAUAGUUCCUCCAGGGCCCGAAGCUGGUUUAAUCUAUACACCCUAUGAGUACCCCUACACAUUGGCACCAGCUACAUCAAUCCUUGAGUAUCCUAUUGAACCUAGUGGUGUAUUAGAGUGGAUUGAAAUGCCAGUCAUGCCUGAUAUUUCAGCCCAUUGACUUGCUGGAUGAAGGACUAGAAUACAGCAGCUGUUAUAACACGACCAGUCAAUGUGGAACAAACUGUUUCUGUGCAACCCCUUUGUUUUACCAGACAAAAUUUGAAUACUUUUUUUCCUGAAUUGUAUAUGACCUUGGUGCUGCAUGCAUGCUGUUGACUUUUAGGACUUUGAUCUUUUAAGGUUUUUUUCCCCAGCAUUAAUAUUGAUUUAUAAAGAUUUGAAAAUCUUUAAUGAACUGGAGAACGCUAAGAUUUAAACUCGAAAAUUCGUUGUUCAAGUAAAGAAAGCCAUGAUGCUCUGUAUGUUAUCUGUGUGUGUGCAUGCACUCAGGUGCCCUUUGUUUCAUGAACAAAUACAUUUCAUUGUACAUGUUUUCUGUUUAAAUCAUUGUAUAAAGUAAUUGCAGGUCAGAAUUAUACCACAGAACUGUUUAUGAGAGGCUUGUGUCUGUUGCACAUUUCUUGAAGCAUUUUUAAAAUAACAUGUAACCUGUAACCUUGUUGUUUAAGUUUUCUUUUCUAUUAAUACUCUGUCCUGUGGUCCCGUGCAUGCUCCUUUUCCCAGAACUCCUCUCUGCUGCACCCACAGCAUCUGUUCCCGAGGAGUUAUGACUCUUGACUUCCUGCAGGGCUGGGGCUCUUAGCCACCAGCUGCUGUUCCAGCACUUUCAGUGCAAGAUCUUCCUGAUUUUGCCACGUGGAAUUGUACUUGUAUAUGAUUACCUUAUCUAAAAUGAAUAAGGGGUGAUGGACCAGUUUACUGCUUAGAAAUAGCAAGAGGCACUGCAGUAAAACUUGUUUCUCAUUGUAAAGCUUCAUGUCUUUUGUUUGUUGGAAAAUUUUUACUUAUAGAAACUUAAUUAUUAGACUGGUAAAAUAAAGACCAAAAUAUGCAGAUUUCUAAUUGGCAUUCAUAAGGUGAAUAAUAAUAAGUGCCCAAUGAAAAAAUCUAUUAUGGUUAAUUUCAUUUCUUGCUUUGCCACCUAAGCAGUAAAACAUGAUAUUGACCACUUGGAGAACUCAGAAAAUUAUUUUAAAUUUCUAAGUUAUAAUAAAUUUGCACACAGAUAACAUGCAUGCUAAUUAUGUCACAUCUCACAUUAAAUUAUUUUAAAAUAAGCAGUGCCCUUCAAAACAGAUGCAGACAUGUGUGUUGGUAGUAGUGAGGAGAUUGGUAUUAGCAUCAAGUCUUCAUUGAUGACUAAUUUUUAAUUCCCUUCCUUUUAUCUUUAGGUAUGGCUUUCCCAACGAAAGGCUAAGAAUUCAAGAACGGUCUUAACUGAACCCUCAUCAGAUCUGAAUUUAACAAAUGCUUAGUCUCAGCAGCCUCCGGGGGAAAAAAGCUUAGCCUAGCAGUCAGUGACUUACUUGCACUUUUUGCACAUAGAUAUAAAGUAAAAUUAUGUUAUUAAUUUGGUUUAGUCUGUAAUAUUACACAGUAAUGGUAAUUUAUAAAGGAGUGUAUAGUAGUAUACUGACUGCUAAGUGUACUAUACUGUUUGCUUUACUAAUCACCUAAUUCAUUGCAGUUCGUACUUAUUGACUCAGAGUUUAAAACCACAAUCUGUAGGCUUUAAGAAUUGCUUUUAAACCUUUUUAAGUGAUAAACUCUUGAAGUGGUCUUAAGGUUAGCAAAUAAUUGUCAGUAUUAAACAUGGCGUUAUUUAAGUAGUCCUGCUGCAAGAAAGGCACUUCAGUGAAUAUGUGACUAGUAAAGCUUAAAUAUGUUUGGAUCUAAUAGAGCUCAUGAAAAAUACUGUAACUUGGGGAUUGUAAAUGAAUGGAUACAAUAGGUUAAGGCCCAAGAUGUUUGAAAUGAAUGCAAUAUUAAUAGAUGCAUAUAUACAUGACAUAUUGUGGUUAAUUUUAAAACUACUGUGCCUUAACAUGUUUCUUAAACUUUUGUAGUAAAUGAACAUUUGAAAUCCAUUUUGAUAAACCUGCUGUUAAUGUUUUUUCCCCCCCUUGUGAAUGUUUUCUAACUUUGUCUUGGUAAUUGCAAUUUAACUAGGUGCGGUGGCUACUAAAGUUCGAAGGCACGAUAUGCGUGUCCAUCCUUACCAAAGGAUUGUGACCGCAGACCGAGGUUAGUUUAGUUCUGCAGUUCUUGUCUAUAAGAAAUGCGUUGGGUGUCCAUAAAAUUUGCAACACCACACCUGAUGGAAAAAUGUAAUUGCUUACCUGCACACAGUUUUUUUUCCUUUUCUAAAUUUGUUUGUGAUCAUUGACAGAUUUAAGGGUUGGGUUUUUUGUUUUGGUUUGGUUUUUUCUCCCUUCAUAUUUUAACUUAUUAAAUCUUCUAUUAUUAUGUACUAUGAUUUAUUCCUACUAAAACAUAAAUUAGUCAAUUUGGGGAGCUAUUAAAUUUUGAUGUUGCCUCAGUUAUUUUCAUUAAUAACUUUUGCUAAAAUUUACGUUUUAAAAGUUCUGAAAUUUGGGGUUGGUAUUGCAAAAUGAACGGAUGGUGCUUUAAUGAGAGAAGUAAAGGAAUAUAUGCCUCCUGUGUACUUUUGGAGAAAACUGAAGAUUUAGUUUCCAUUUUUCUUUAUAAUAAAAUAUUUGAGCCACUGUAUAAACAUGAGGGUGCACAUGUCAAGUACUUAGCUAAAAUCAACAAAGUGGGGACUGUGAAGAUAACUUUCAUGUAGUUGGAUUUUUUUUAUAUAAAUUAGAGCGUCAAUUCCCUUUUAUUCUUACAUUCUCUUGCCAAAAUGGAUCCUUUGAUUUUUGUCAUUUGCUGCUAAAAUAUAUUAUCUGAAGGUAAACUGUCUCUUGAAGUUCUGUGGUGAUAUGAGAUCCAGCUGUGUGAAUAUAAUUUUUGACUAACCUGUGACUGGAAAAUAAGUCUUCAUUUUUCUCCUUUACAACUUUUAUAAUUUGUGUCCUGUAUAUGCCCUUGGACCCUUUUGUAAAUUAUUUUUGCUUAUUGAGGAAUGGUAUUUUCGGUUUAUUGACAUUGAAUUGUUUUCUAAGUUUUUCCAUCACAAGAUAGGAAUAUCAAGCAUGGUAGUAAAAAAGGAUUUUUUUACAAGUUUCUAUUAUGGCACAUUUGUUUCCUACAAAUUAAAUUGAUCAAAGUCUCAAAUAUUAGUGGAGGAAAAAGUGCUGGAUUUGUACUUCAAUUGUACAUCUUCUAUGAAUUUAUGAAGGACCUACCUGCUUCAUGUGAUUACCUUGAGUACUGAUGAUAAAUACUAGACACAGCUGUUGUCCACAUCAGAAAUAACAUGCCUUUCCCAAAGACAUUGUUAAUAUUUGUUUAGCGUAAUCCAUAAAGAACGUCGAAGACUUUUAAACUAAUGUAUACAUCACUAACAGUGAUUAUUCAGUGAACAAAAUAGACCCCAGCUCCGUGGUCGUCUAUGAGGAUGAUAUUCCUUGUAAGUGUUCUGUAUGAGCACGUCUCAUAGGGAUGGGGAAAUUUUUUGGAAAGUCACUUGAGUUUUAAAGAAACUGGACAAUUCCAUGAAUAAUUUGAGGUUUUAUUCAUAUUGCUAAUGUCUACAAUUGUUCUAAAGAGUAUUUUAAAGUAGUUUUUUUUUUUUUUUUUUUUUUUUGAGAUGGAGUCUCGCUGGAGUGCAGUGGCGUGAUCUCAGCUCACUGCAGGCUCCGCCCCCUGGGGUUCAAGCCAUUCUCCUGCCUCAGCCUCCCGAGUAGCUGGGACUAUAGGCGCCCACCACCUCGCCCGGCUAUUUUUUUGUAUUUUUAGUAGAGAUGGGGUUUCACUGUGUUGGUCAGGAUGGUCUCGAUCUCCUGACCUCGUGAUCCGCCCGCCUCGGCCUCCCAAAGUGCGGGGAUUACAGGCGUGAGCCACCGCGCCCGGCCUUAAAGUAGUUUUUUUCCCCCAGCUAAUCUUUCCCUAUAUGCCCCCUUUUAGGAGAUUUCUCACCAUUUUGCUUUAACACAAUAAUUAUUGGCCUACUUAAUACUCCAGUGCCUUGAGAUAGUUGGACAUAUUUUAGGAAGAUUUUAUUGUAUUUGGAAAAUUACGACACAUUCCAUGCAUGGAUCUUUUGUAGUUACGUGUUUUGAUUAGUCCUGUCACUGUUUUUAUUUAAAAUGCAGUGUCAGCAAACCGAAAUGCUCAUUUCUUUUUUAGUAACAGAGUACUCGUGUACUUAUCACUGUGUGCACUCAUUGGGUCUAAGGGAGAUGUCUGAAGUCCUUCACUUAAAUUAUUUUACGAUACUACUGUUUUCUCUAUUUUUGAGGUUAAAAUUAUUUUUAAAAAAUAUUUUGAAGAGAAGUUUAUUAGUAUAAGCAUUCAUUUAAUGCAAAAAAACUCAGCCCUUGGACAUAUAACCAUGUAAUUCUAUAUGAACGUUUAGAGUACUACAUGGUUGACCAAUAUCUAGUUCUUUACUAAAAGUAAACUCACCUCUUUAUAUAUAUUUCAAAACUGAAUUUGAAGCCUAUUAGAGACCAACUGACCUUUUAGUUGUAAUGAACUGUAUGGUCUUGCAUGGUGACACACCUGUGUAGGAGGCCAAGACUUGGCAGAGGAUGUAGUCUAGGUGUCCUGGUAUAUAUAAAUGGUCACUCACUUCGUUUAUAUAUUCCACACUCAGAAAAGAAGUCAGAAAUUUUUCUGAGUAAUACAGAAACCAUCACUUACAUAAUUUGUGUAAGAAACUUUAAACAGUUUUAAUCAAAACUAUGAGUAACAUCAAAAAUGCUUUAAGAUUCUAUAUUUUGGAAUACCUGUGAAGUAGUAUGACUACAUCAUGUUAAAUAUUUAUUUUCUUCUAUGAUUUUGGAGCAGCAAUUUUUAUUUUAAAUAAAAUUCCACUUUUAAGAAAUUCAGGGAAGAUUUGGUCACAUUGAAGAUACAGUAUUUUUGUAGUAUUUAUAAACUGGUUCUAAAUGAUAGACUAUAGAAAACAUUUUUGUCAUAUGAAGGUAAAUCAGUCCAUUAUUUUAGAUCAUUUAAACUGAACAUUACACCUUCUGGGCUUUGAUUUAUGAAGUGGCACAGAAUCUAACUUUGCACUGAAUAUCUUUUCAUUCACAUCUCCUCUGCCUUAGUCACAAUGGCAACAGUACAGAAAAUUCUAUCAAACCUCAGAAUAUAGUAGAAAUAAUUAAGCUGUUGAAUGAGUCUUAAAAAUUAUACUACUGUUAAGUGGACCAAGUUUGGUGAAGCAGAAUGUGACAAAGGUUGAUUAAGGAAGGAACAACUCAAGGACAUUGGGAAUGAUAACUUUUCCACUUGAGAACUACUUUAUGUUUUACUGUAAUGUUUAAAGUUUUUUUGUCCUUUUUGUUAUUUUGCAAAAGAAAAUAGUAUUUACAGGUGGCUUCUUUUAAAAUAUAAAAAUAUAAAGCAGGAAUGUAUAUGAAAUGUCAGAUUUUAUUGUAUUUGCAGAGUAUUAGCUUUGAAAUUGAAUAAAGAAAGCUGUUUGUAGUUUUAAAAUGCCUUAUUGGUAUCAAUUAGAAAUUUCUUCUAUUUUUUGAUGUACUUAGAGCUUUUUGAGUGUAGAAUUUUAAAUGGCAGGAUUUUACAGUGUUUACAUGCAAGUGCAUUUUAUAAGUGUUCUAUAUGUGUAAAAUAGUAUUUUCAACUGGAAAGUGUUGGCUAGUGCAAAAGGCCUGGCCAUUUUCUGGUUCCCAUGAUGUUGCCUACACUGCUAGACUACAGUUUAGUUUCGCUUUGUAUCAUGAGGCCAAGAAAUUCCAUGUUGUUUGUAAAUAGAAUAAUUGAAAAAGCAAUAAACAUUUAUUGAACAAAAGAAA